This is a messenger RNA of Grus americana (Whooping crane), 2070 nucleotides long. RefSeq lists its product as uncharacterized. NCBI's taxonomy places the organism in Eukaryota, Metazoa, Chordata, Aves, Gruiformes, Gruidae. The transcript has 8 exons. Bases 1 to 1284 code for a protein of 427 amino acids. The record is from RefSeq and is a predicted model, not a curated record.
AUGGAGGUGACGAGGCUCUUUCUGGAGCAGGGACCGACCUACAAAGCCAUCCUUUGCUCGGGGCACCUGGGCUUAGCAGACAAGAUCCAAAUUCCCAUCUUUAAAAGCAGCGCGGGUGCUCCGGCUCCCGGUGAUUGGGUGCUAUUUUGCUCCGGCACAGUUCGGCAGCUGCUGCUGUAUAUUACCCCGGAGAGCCGGAGCCAGCCGGGGGGCUGGAGGCAAGGCAGCGGUGCUCGAGCCCCAGAUGCCGACGUGCCCGUGAGCAGCGACGGGGAGAGCAGUAGAGCCCAUGGGCUAGAGGAGACGAGGACCCAGCUUGGCGUCUCUGAGAAGGAUCCAGACGAGCCUGAGCUGAGCAUGCCAGAGCCGGCACCGCUCAGCGUGGAGAAGAAGCGGGUGGAGAAGGUGGGAGCCAAAGGCAGCGCUACUGGGCCUCCAGUCCCCAAGAGCCUCCCCGUGCAGAGGAAGGUGGAGCCCCACAGCCUGGACCCUGCGGAGGAGCCGCUCCUCUGGGAAGGGCUCACUCUCAACAAGUGCAUCCUGGUGGCCUCCGUCGUCGCCCUGCUCAGCGUCACCUUCCAGGUGCUCCAAGCGCCGUGCUCCAGGGAGGGAGUCAGUCCCGGCCGGCAGGACCCUCCACCACCUCCCCUUCACGAGGUGGUCAGCGCCGAGGAGGAGGAGGUCCAAGAAAUGGUGACUGCCCAGCCUGCCCAGCCCGAGAGCAGCACGUUAGCGGACAAUGAUGGCGAUGACGAUGGUGACGACGAUGAUGACAGUGAUGCUGACAGCAACUUGGCAGAGCCCUGGAUCUUCAAGAAGUGGUUUGGCCGCUCAGCACCAGAGGACGGGGAUGAAGAGCCCACGGAUAUUCCUGAGGUGCCGCCGGCUGCAGCCGAGGUGAAGAAGAGCCGGGAGAAGAAGCUGGAGAAGAAGGAGGAGAAGGCCCGGGAGGGCCGUGCCGCCCAGGUGGAGCGGAGCAGCCGGAGGGAGGCGCGAGCCAAGGACAGGGUGGCGGGGGACAAGCCUGGCAGAGCCCCCAGGGCCCCCCGGGAACCGGAGCAGCAGCCCCAGAGGAAGCGGGGCCGGGAGGGGAAGGAGAGCCGGCGGGAGCGGGACGAGCCCAGGAAGGAGGGGUGGAAGGGCCGUCCCGGCAGGGCCGAUGGCGGCGAGGAGAGCCCGAAGCGGGACUGGCGGCAGCAGAAGGGCAGGAAGCCCUGGGAGCCGGCGGCCGCGCCAGGGAAGGACGGCACCGCCAGGCCCAGGGAGGGCAAGAGGCGCGACUGAGGCUGGGGCAACCGAGGGGCUUGAUGAUGCUGAAUCCAGGGGGGGCCAACCCCGGCACCGCCCCCGGCAAAGGCACCCUGCCGCUCCCUGCCUGCUCUCCAGAGACAUCCCUGGGCCGGCAGCGUGGGCAGCGCGGGCAGCGCUCCAGGAUCGCCGAGCAGCAGCCUGGGAGCCUGGCACGAGCCUCCCCAGGGACUUUGGGCCCCCCCUGGAUUAGAUGCACAAAGGCAACCCGAAAGGACCGGGGGAAGGAGCUUCUCUUCAUCUGGGCUUCGCGCUAUUUCUCCAUCCCCACCCAAAAAUCUCUCUUGCAGUUCAUUUUCAGUUGUGGGCACAGGGAUCCCAGCGAACAGAGUUUGUCUCCAGACUGUCUAGCUCUUCAGUUAAUGGUUUUAUUCAAAGCAAAUCAAGAGAGAAGCGUAUUCUGGGUUAACGAAACCAGGCUGCAGCCAUCCUCGGAGGCACAUCAGGGGAACGACCGCGCCGGGCCCCGGUGCCGUCACUGCCGGGUGGCGCGAAGCUUGCUGGUAACAAAACAGGGCUGGAGAGCCCAUCACCCAGGGAUCCCUUCGGGCCUUGCCUUCACAGAGUCGCUUUUAGGAAUGAAACACAAGUGCAAUAUCACGCAGCGCUGUAGCAACUACAGGAGACGUUCACAGCCCCCAGCCCACGGCAGGUUUAAGUUUUUGCUAAAUCAAUAGAGGUUAAAAUAAACUAUUUUCAUUUUUAAAAAGGUAUUAAAUUGAAUGUUUAAAAAAAAACAAAACCAAAACCCAAAAAAACCAA